Molecule: messenger RNA, 936 nt
Organism: Caenorhabditis bovis
Lineage: Eukaryota; Metazoa; Nematoda; Chromadorea; Rhabditida; Rhabditidae
Source: the annotation of a GenBank genome assembly
AUGCCCUCAUUUUUGCGACGCGUUUUGAGUUUCCGCAAGCCGAAAAAGGUCCUGACGCGAAAGGACUCGAUCACCGGACGAAAUCACACAUUUGACGUCCCAUAUUUGUCGCGUCUCGACGGCAAUCAACUCCAAACCGGGCAAUCUCUUAUCGUACGCGGUUAUAUCACAGGAAACGAGGGAUUCAUUGUGAAUUUGACGUCAGGCUCGAAUGUCGAACUCGACGAGGAUGGCAGCGGCGAGCUCGACAAUCGCCUUCUAGCGAUUCGAGUGGAUCUCGAGAAGAGGCGAGUGUUCAUGAAUGCCUGCAUCGAUGGACAAUGGGGAAAGGAAGCAUUCGUGAAGCAGGGCUAUAAAGAUGGCGACGAGUUCGACAUUCGAAUACGAUGCUUCGAGCAGCAUUUCGAGAUAUACGUCGAGCACAAAUUGAUUGCCCAUUUCAAGCAUUAUGUGCCAAUGUCGAACAUAUCGCACAUUUAUGUCAACGGCGAAGUCCGACUCUAUUCGGUCUCAUGGGAAGGCAAACUUUAUACGAUGCCCUAUAAUGCCGACAUUCCCGGCAAUUUCUACGUCGGCCGCAAAUUGUUCGUGUCGGGAAUCGUCGACAAAAAACCCAAAGAUUUCUCGAUCGACUUUUUCAGCGGCGACGAUAUCGCAUUCCAUUUCGCGCCUUCUUUCAUUCAAAAGAAGGUGAAUCGCAGCAGCACGGUGUCGUCAAAAGUCUCACGCGUUGAGACCACCCAUCAGGGACCAUCGAAAUUCCCGUUCAAAGCCAAACGCACGUUCGACCUAUUAGUUUACGCGGCCGACGACAAAUUCAUGGUGUUCAUCAACGACGCGCUAUUCUGCACGUUCGACCAUCGUCUCGCCGCCGACAAAAUCGAGCGCCUCUCGAUUCAGGGCGACAUUCAAUUAAUCGGUGUCCAUAUUAAGUAG